Lytechinus variegatus (green sea urchin) is the source of this 2650-nucleotide messenger RNA. Its product is annotated as D-galactonate transporter-like. Gene Ontology annotation, molecular function: transmembrane transporter activity. The transcript has 7 exons. Bases 354 to 1913 code for a protein of 519 amino acids. Gene Ontology annotation, biological process: transmembrane transport. The record is from RefSeq and is a predicted model, not a curated record. Gene Ontology annotation, cellular component: membrane. Lineage: Eukaryota; Metazoa; Echinodermata; Echinoidea; Temnopleuroida; Toxopneustidae.
AUAUGCUCUACCAGUCUGUGGGAUAACAAAAAAAUCAAAGAACUUUAUAAAAUGCUGUUGAAAUGGAGUACGGUGCAAGAAGAAUUCCUGGAAAGCUUCGCUAUAUUUAGAGCCCAAAUAAUAUCCCCUCUCACUUCAUCGGUCAUGCAAUCAUAUCGGGAACGCACCGUCGAUUAUGACGUCCUCACAGGAAAUUCCUACUUUAAGACGCUUGCAUUAUAGCUGAAUAUGAAUAACAUGAUACCACCAGUGAUUUAAAUUUACUCGGCAUAACUAUAUGGUUAUAUGGGCCUUUCUGUAUGAAAGGCAAAGGGAAAGACCAUUGACAUUGUAUCAAGUGCAACAUUCCCGCCAUGGAUGGAAGCGAGGAAUUGUUGUUGAUUAAGAAAUCGAAGGCGGACGGUCCAAACGAUCAGGCAAUAGUCAGUUUUGGAUGGCGAGUGUAUGGGCUAACUACCAUCACCCUACUCAAUGUAAUGAACUUCACUCAACAGUAUCUGCUCAUUGUUACAAUAUUUGGAAUGGCCAAUGAGCUGGAAUUUGGUGAAACAGAAUGUCAGGUGAUCAACGAAACAGAAGCACGUGACUACCUCCACGAUCGCAAUAUUACCGGCCAGGAACUGUGUGCUGAGAAAGGAAGGUGUUCUGAAAACAGCACGUUUUUCUUACCAGAUGUGUGUGGCAUACGAUACACAGGACAAGGUACACUUUAUGACGUAUUAGCUGGGCCUAUCUACCUCAUAAUACAGGGUGUGGCAGCAAUUCCAAUCGUAGGCUUGUUUCAAAGGCUUUAUCUGAGACCGACAUUUGCCAUUGGGAUACUCACCGUGUUGUGGACCCUCUGUACAUUUACCACAGGCUUCGUAGAAGACUACUGGGCGAUCGCCUUGCUUCGCUUUUUUUUCGGCAUAUUUUCGGGUCCAUAUCCUCCUUUAGCUCUCGGAUAUUUAUCUCAUAUCUUUCCGAAGGAGGUACACACUGUGGUCUUUGGGAUAGGACAGUACGGUAACCUCGCAGGGUAUGGCGUAUCAUACAUCUUCAUUCUUGUCAGUGAAAGCAUGGGAUGGAGAUGGUGUUACAUCAUCUGUGGUGGGUCAGGUCUCAUCCUCGCUGUCGCUUCUUGCUUCAUGGUGCAACCUAGAGGACAUCAUAAUCAAAACGAGAACACCUUGACGCCAUCUUGGAGCCAGCUUCGUAUCAGUUUGAGACAGAUUGCUUGGUCUUUCAUGAUAUUUAUAAUCCUCGCACAAACAGCACGUAUUGCAGUCGCCUAUGUUCUGUCUUUCAACAUCACCCUUUACUUGGUCGAAUACUUUCCAGGUUUUAAUAUAUCUCUAGUUGGUGUGAUUACAAUAAUCGCAGCAUUUCCCAGCUGUAUCUUUGGAGGGAUGGCGUGCGAUCGUCUACGGAAAGUUGCUAGUUUACGCGGAAGGAUUUGCGUGACAAUCAUUCUCAUGAUAAUUUCGUUUAUAUGCGGAGUAUUGAUUUUCCAAACCAACCUUACCUCUCUGGUGAUUUCAUAUGGUAUCCUGACCCUUGUGGCGGAAUGCGUCUACUUAACACUGCUCUCUAUCAUCUCAGAUCUUACACCCAUGGAAUGCAAGCUGGUCGUCUUUGCCAUCGCUUACUUCUCCUUACACUCCGUUGCGGGAGCCAUCAAUCUCCUGAUCACCCCGAUCGCCUCUGCGACGAGCUUCAGACUGGCGCUCACGCUUCUAGUUGGAACCCUGUUCGGGUUAUGCUUAAUAUUUCUUCUCCUCGGCUGGGUUACCAUGCACAUUCAGAAAGUGAGCGAGAGUCAACUGGCCAGUCGAGAAACUGGGAAAGAACAAAGAGCGGGGGAGAUGACCGAGAAUACUCCCCUGGUAUACUCUCAUAACGGACAUGAUAAGGAUGCAUUAGUUGGGAAAUAAUUCUUAAUACACUAUAAAUGUUAGUGUUAUGCUAGUUCGUGUAUGUUGUUUCAGUUUACAGUUUGUUUUUAUUGUGAAUAGGGUAAACUGAAUCAUAAUGAUAUUGUGUGUUUACACUGUGAUUUGCAUGGCCAGAGCGGAUGACCCGUUUCAUAUAUGGUAUGGACGUACAAUUAUGGUAAACUUGCCACAAUUGCAACUGCCAUGGUAAUGGAGCUCAGCAGCUAAAUAAAAAUCGAAAUUCCCAUAAUGCAUUUUUGUAAGUUUUAUAAAAACUGAUGUCAGAUCUGUUGGGAAUAGGAGCUAACCAUGCAAGCUGUGGUUUUUCUAUUUAGAUUUUGAAAAUGAAAUGAUUUCAGAUUUAAGAACGGAUCCCAGGGGUUAAAUCUAAAUCCACAUUCAAAUGGUCAAUAUUAACAACCAAUCUGAAUUUUCCUUCUUAAAUGCAUGCGUUUAGAGUGGAGACCCCAAACCUUUUCGAUGUCGAAACAUACAUGAUUAUGAGCAGAUGUCUUGCAUAUAUUAUAGGCUGAAAGGGACCACAGAUAGAUAUUGUGCCCAGUGGUUUACCUUGGAAUACAAGAAUGUGUGCUGAAUAAUUUCUUAGUGCUUUUCCGUUUUUUUUUAUUUUCACUCUUAAUCCUGGUGUACCAAAUUUUUACCAAACAGACCACCUAAUUCGUCCUCAUGACGAAUUAAAAUCUAGUUAUCAUUAAUAUUAUCAUAAUUAUCAAGUA